AUGGAAGGCAUAGUUGUAUAUUUGUAUUCAGUAAAUGCCUUUGGAUUGAGGUUUGUUAUAAAAGUCAUUCUGUUACCGAACUUGGUAACGAAUAAAAGCCCGAUAAAAAUGGUCUUGUUCCAAGCUUUGACGAAUUUAGAAGAUCCGGCUCAUCCAUUUUUGGGUCCAACUUUAUGGGGCUUACAAAAAUGGGGCAUGUGGCAACCUAAUAAAGGAAUGAGUCAUAUUAUAUAUAACAUAAUUCAUUUUCUAGCUAUCACCUUUGUAAUGACCCAAUAUGUUGAGUUGUGGUACAUAAGAUCAGAUCUGGAAAUGGCAUUAAGGAAUCUAUCGGUUACGAUGUUGAGCACAGUAUGCGUUGUCAAAGCUGGAUCUUUCAUUGCGUGGCAGAAGCAUUGGAAAUAUAUCUUUGAUUACGUAUCAAUGUUAGAAAAAGUACAAAGAAAUAAACGCGACGAUACCAUGAAUAAAAUCAUCAAAAAAUAUACUGGAUAUUCAAGAUCAGUCACUUAUUUUUAUUGGUGCCUAGUCACAGUUACAGUUUUCACUGUUAUAUUAGCUCCGCUGGUAAUUUACCUAUCAUCAAUAAAACGAAGAGAGGAAAUUAGACAUGGCACCGCAGCAUACCCUGAGAUAAUGAGCUCUUGGGCACCCUUUGAUAAAACUAGAGGAGUUGGUUAUUGGGUACUAGUUCUAAUUCAUUCCCUCAUUUGUUUCUACGGUGGCGGUAUAGUUGCAAAUUAUGAUUCGAAUGCUGUUGUCUUGAUUACAUUUUUUUCUGGUCAACUUGAAAUUCUAAAGUCAAAUUGUGAACGUUUAUUUGGAGAUGGUCUAGAACGUAUCAGUUAUGUGGAAGCUGUAAGAAGGAUACGGGAUUGCCAUAAUCAUCACGUACAACUGAUCAAAUACACUAAGAUAUUAAAUUCGUUACUAUCACCUGUAAUGUUUUUGUACGUCAUCAUUUGUUCUUUCAUGUUUUGCGCCAGCGCCGUGCAACUUACAACGGAAGGCACAACUAGUAUGCAGCAAAUUUGGAUAGCGGAAUAUCUCAUUGCUCUUGUAGCUCAGCUAUUCCUUUAUUGCUGGCAUAGCAAUACAGUUUUGUUUAUGAGCAUGACAGUUGAUGAAGGUGUAUACGCAAGUGCUUGGUGGUCUCAGAGCGUGCGCGUGCGCCGAUGUGUUUUGUUACUCGGCGGACAAUUGAAUAAAACCAUUAGGUUCACUGCUGGUCCCUUCACAGAGUUAACUGUGGCUACUUUUGUUGCCAUUAUUAAAGGAUCCUACAGUUACUUCACGCUUCUAAGCAAAAAAUAA
Molecule: messenger RNA, 1314 nt
Organism: Nymphalis io (European peacock)
Lineage: Eukaryota; Metazoa; Arthropoda; Insecta; Lepidoptera; Nymphalidae
Gene: Or-27
Exons: 5
Coding region: 1-1314 (437 amino acids)
Biological process (GO): sensory perception of smell; detection of chemical stimulus involved in sensory perception of smell
Cellular component (GO): plasma membrane
Molecular function (GO): olfactory receptor activity; odorant binding
Source: RefSeq, a predicted model, not a curated record